Molecule: messenger RNA, 4510 nt
Organism: Fundulus heteroclitus (mummichog)
Lineage: Eukaryota; Metazoa; Chordata; Actinopteri; Cyprinodontiformes; Fundulidae
Gene: acsl1a
Product: acyl-CoA synthetase long chain family member 1a
Exons: 21
Coding region: 120-2216 (698 amino acids)
Biological process (GO): long-chain fatty acid metabolic process; long-chain fatty-acyl-CoA biosynthetic process; very long-chain fatty acid metabolic process
Cellular component (GO): membrane; endoplasmic reticulum
Molecular function (GO): arachidonate-CoA ligase activity
Source: RefSeq, a predicted model, not a curated record
CGCAGUAGGAAACGAAAACGCAGCCUUCCGCCGCUCCUGCCUCUCCUGCUGUUGCUGCUGCUUCUGUUGCUUCUUCUUGAAGGAUCUCAGCAAAGUCUGCAGCUGCUCACAGAACAGCCAUGCAGGCUCAAGAUGUCCUCAGACAGCUGCGAAUACCCGAGCUGGAGGACUUUCGACAAUAUGUCCGAGGCUUCCCCACGAACGCCCUCAUGGGUGUGGGUGCCUUCGCCGCCAUCACCACCUACUGGUUCGCCUCCCGACCGAAAGCCCUCAAACCGCCCUGUGAUCUGGGACUGCAGUCAUUGGAAAUACCUGGGGGAGAGCGUGCCAGAAGGUCAGUGCUAAACGACAGCGACAGCGAGUACUUGACACAUUAUUACGACGACGCACAAACGAUAUACCAGGUGUUCCAGCGAGGACUAAGAGUGUCAAAUAACGGACCUUGCCUUGGGUCGAGGAAGCCAAACCAGCCGUAUGAGUGGCAGUCUUAUCAAGAGGUGGUGGAUAGAGCAGAGAACAUAGGCUCUGCCCUUCUCCACAGAGGUCAUUUUCACACAGGCGACAAGUUUGUCGGCAUCUUUUCACAAAACAGGCCCGAGUGGACGAUCUCAGAGCUGGCCUGUUACACGUACAACUUGGUGACCGUCCCGCUGUACGACACGCUCGGCACAGAGGCCAUCGGCUACAUCAUCGAAAAAGCUGCCAUCUCAACGGUGAUCUGUGACGUCGCUGACAAGGCGCGGCUGAUUCUGGACUGCAUCACCGGGCAGGGAAAGACGGUGAAGACCAUCGUUCUCAUGGAAGCCUUUGACACGGAUAUGGUGACCCGAGGAACACAGAGCGGGGUUGAGAUUCUCAGUCUGAAGGAGUUUGAGGCCAUUGGCAAAGCAAAUCCUCAGAAACCAACACCUCCCGAACCAGAUGACCUUGCAGUCAUCUGCUUUACCUCUGGAACCACAGGAAACCCUAAAGGAGCGAUGCUUACUCAUCGAAAUGUAAUCUCCAACACAGCAGCGUUCAUUAAAGUAACACAGGGCACACUGAACCCCAGUCACAAAGACGUGGUCAUCUCCUUCCUCCCUUUGGCCCACAUGUUUGAGAGGGUGGUGGAGUGUGUCAUCCUCAUCCACGGGGCACGAAUAGGCUACUUCCAAGGAGACAUCCGGCUCCUCAUGGAUGACCUCAAAACUCUGCAGCCUACCGUCUUCCCCGUCGUCCCCCGUCUCCUCAACCGCAUGUUUGACAAGGUUUUCAGCCAGGCCAACACGCCUCUGAAAAGAUGGCUGCUGGAUUUUGCCUUCAGACGGAAGGAAGCAGAGCUGAAAACCGGAGUGAUGAGAAAGGACAGCAUGUGGGACAAACUCAUCUUCAAAAAAGUACAGGUGAGCCUUGGCGGUCGAGUGAGGCUCAUAAUCACCGGAGCGGCCCCUGUGUCUCCAACCAUCCUGACUUUCCUGCGGGCUGCUCUCGGCUGUCAGUUCUACGAAGGCUACGGCCAGACCGAAUGCACAGCUGGUUGCACCAUGUCCAUGCCUGGGGACUGGUCUGCAGGUCACGUCGGGCCUCCCCUGCCAUGCAAUGCGGUAAAACUGGUGGAUGUGGCAGAAAUGAAUUACCUGGCAGCCAACGGAGAAGGAGAGGUGUGUGUCAAAGGACCAAAUGUUUUCAAGGGAUACUUGAAGGACCCUGAUAGAACAGCGGAGGCAAUCGACAAGGAUGGGUGGCUGCACACGGGAGACAUUGGGAAAUGGCUUCCUAAUGGCAUUCUGAAGAUCAUCGACAGGAAGAAGCACAUUUUCAAGCUGGCACAAGGGGAGUACAUCGCCCCGGAGAAAAUAGAGACCGUAUAUAACCGCAGCGAUCCAGUGGCUCAGAUAUUUGUUCACGGCGAUAGCCUAAAGGCGUGCCUGGUGGGGAUCGUGGUACCGGACCCAGACUUUUUACCCAUUUGGGCCAAGAGAAAAGGAUUUGAAGGCUCUUACCUUGAGCUGUGCAAGAACAAGGAUGUAAAGGCGGCCAUUCUGGAGGAUAUCCUGAGCUUGGGCAAAGAAGCUGGACUGAAAUCCUUUGAGCAGGUCAGGGAUAUCGCUUUACAUCCGGAGAUGUUUACUGUCCAAAACGGCCUGCUCACCCCCACCCUGAAGGCCAAGAGGAACGAGCUGCGGAGUUACUUCAGAGAGCAGAUUGAUGAACUUUAUGCCAAAAUUAAAAUGUGAGCUGGAGCCGAGGAAUCGCCGCUGCGUGGUCCCACACACACCGCCAAAUCAUUUCUUCAGAAGAUCCUCAAUGUUUGUCUCUGCCAGGCGACAAUUCAAGCAAACAGGGCAAUGAAUGUCAAUUUAAUACCUUACCUUGAUGAAAAAAAAUUAUAAUUGUACAGGAACUCUUGAAAAAUCACAAGGAGGAAAGAUGAGCUUCUUAUGCCUUUCACUGCCAUUAGAUCUCCUGAUGGUCAGAAAACCUAAGCUCCUCAACAAAUAUUAACUUUUUAUUCAGUCUGGGAGAAAAUAUUCCUACUAAAGUGCUUUUACAUUGACUCAGUCACAACUAUUUAUAUACCAAGCUUAUUUAAUGAUUUGGUAAACUAUUUAAGUUGGUAUUUAACGUGAUCAUCAAGCCUGUAAAUAGUUUAUGUGCUGGAAAACUAUAUUUGUACGCAGAAAUAUAGUGUGAGACUCUGUAGUUAUAAUCUCCUGCAUUCCCGUGUGUCUCAGUAUCGAAGGCUGGAGGACAGACUUGUUUAGGAUGUAUAAAGCAAGGUUUGGUCUGUUCGGGCUCAUGUGCCUUUGCUUUGUUUUUGUAUAGAGCAUGUAAAAUACUGGAUGUAGCUAUAUUAUAAAAGCUUUGACUUCUCCAAAAGAGGGACACAUGACUAAGUUGAUGCCAUAACAAACAUAAAACCAUGAGAACAAGGCUUUUAAUUAGAGAAGCACCAAUCAAAGAUCUCCGGGUUUUGCAGAUGCUAACUUUAGCCAAUCCUGAUUUCUCUUUAGCAGCUGUAACAUGAGGAAAUGUAAGAACAGCAGUGGAACAUGAGAAGCAGAGGUUACAUGAUGCCACAUGUGUGCGUGGUGGUUGUAAAACAAGGCUUUGAUAUCAUUUUUAAUCAGGAUAAAAGGAUUACGGAGUUGACAUUUUAAGCGGCCCUUUAGCAUGUUAGUAAUGGUUAGCACGCUCGGUGGCGCUAAAUCAAGUCGCUCUGUGCAUUUGCUACAGAAUGUAACUCCUUUGUGAUCCACUGAGGUUUUCAAAGACCUGUUGACUUUUCCAAAUCCAGCAAUUUCUGAGGGCGAAAGCCAAAAAGGAUUAAAAUGAACAAAUUGGCUGCAAUAUGUUCAGCCUUCCCGUUAUCUGCUAAAAGUCUGACUCUCUCUGACAUGUCUCAACGCGUCAUGGACAGUAGUUUCCUUUCAAAUGUUUUUUUUUGUUUUUUUUUACACCUUCAGAGCUUCCUUUGAUGCCAUUUCAAGCGCCACAGUGAGACUAAAAAUAGAUGAUUUCGAGUCUUCUUCCCUCCAUUAUAGCGCCCACACCAAAUAGUGUCGUUUUUACUGCAGCUUGGUAGCAUUUAGGUGCAAUGGCGUCCACUGAUCUGAAAAAGAUCAAAUGUUAAAGUGUCCUACUGGCUGGCUGGUCUCACCAGAGCCAAUCAAUCAAUCAAUCAAUCAGCCUUAUUAUUCAUACGGAUUAUGAAACAUUAGCAGGUAGCGAGGAUCCGUUUGUCCAAACCCGUAUGUCGCGCAUAAUCUUUUGUCGUCUUCGUUACAACCAUCAGGGGCUUUGUUGUCUGCUCUGUAAACAACUUACUGUCACUGCUGGGAGCCUUGAAAUGGUUCUUUUGAGUUUAAACAAAGCCUCAGACAACACUCCCCCAUAAAAAAACUCUACUCUUCCGACGUCAAAAACAAAUAAACGAGGUUGACGUACUGGCAAAGUAGUUGUAUACUUUAGUAUUUCUUGCUUCAACAUCUGCAGGGAAAAUAGAUUUGCUUAUUCAGUCAUGUGACUUCAAGUCUGAAACGUGCAAGACAGUGAUGAAAAAAAAAAAAAAAUGAUCCGCUGCUUUUAUUCACAGAUAAAAGUCAAUCUGUCUGAGACGUUUGUGCAGGGUAGUGGAUUUGUGUUUUUGGUGAUGAACAGUUUAGGAAAUAGAAAUACUAAAAUGUUUUUUAAGGAAGGGAUAUAUAUAACAUUUCUGUUGUGUUUGUAACUAAAUCAUUUCUUUUGAGGCAGUGAAAUUGGUGAAAACUUGAAAGUGUUGUAAAUUGCAAAGCUGUGCUGCUAAUAGUUACAAAAAAUGGUACUUUCCUGGGUCAAGUUUAAAGUUUCGUUAUAAAAUUUGGAGGCCACCGGCCUCAAGAUAAAGAUUUAUAGACUUGUAUAGAUAUUACAGAAGUGUUUGGAGGGAAGAUGUUUUCUUGUGAUGAUGUUCCGAAAGACAGCUUUUCAAAUUUAACUCACGUGUCCUUUAACGAUGGCCUGGAAUCUUUAUUUAAGCUGCCAAAAAAAA